This is a messenger RNA of Triticum turgidum subsp. durum (durum wheat), 405 nucleotides long. The record is from the annotation of a GenBank genome assembly. Lineage: Eukaryota; Viridiplantae; Streptophyta; Magnoliopsida; Poales; Poaceae.
AUGAACAACACCGCGCACGGCCGAGCAGGGAUGCUUCCUUGGUCGUCGGCCCGCCCUGCAGGUGCCGCGGCCUUGACGGCGCCGCAGCUGAGGCAGAUGAGGGCGCAGUGCCUCGUCUUCCUCGCCUUCAAGAACCAGAUGGAGCCCAGGAAGCGGCACCUCGAGGUCGCGCUCGGUGAGGAUGAGAUCGACGGAGCCGGCUGCCACGGCGAGACGACGACGACGACGAGCUCGCCUUCUCAAGCCUCGUCGUCCUCUGCCGCACCGUUGCUGCUGCCGCACCUCCUGCCCGUCUCCUCGCUGCGGCUGUCCCCGCCCGUGACGGAGCAGGAGCAGGAGCAGGAGCAGGAGCAGGAGCAGGAGAAUCGCCACCGCAACGACCACCCGGAAGCAGAACAUGAGUAA